GGCGGAUGCAACUGUCGGCGGCCGCGCCGGACCCACGAUGCAUCACAAUAUAGCCAUGCUUCACCGGUAACGACAGAUUCACCUGCUAGGCAAUCGAGCGAUCCAACCAGAUCACGCAACGCGCGCCGAGCUUCAACUUCAACGUGCUUACCAUCAGGCAUCCGCGCCUUUCAUUCAACAUCGACAGCUGCUUGACGGCACCUCGCAUGUGAUCGCCUCGCAUGUGAGACAACUCUUGCCGGGUGACUGCAACACCAUCUGCUCGACUGCCAUUUUCCACGCCGACUCGACUAGGCAGAUCCUGCACAGCGUGCUUUGACCGCGAUCGAGGCGCAUUCACUGACGAUGGCGUCUUCAUCGGCCAACAGCAGCAAGCAACAUGACAUCGCUGCUUCACAACCCGCACUUUCAUCACGCCGCAGAAGCAGUGACCGCGCGACGACUUCCAUUAGGAACAGACUCGGCCGCAUACGAUCACCCAUAGCGCUGCGGAGGACGAGUAUGGAUUUACCGGAUCGCUUGAAGUUCAACGAAGAGGAGGAAGAGGGGAUAGAUGAUGGCACUGGCACGGGGUUGAACGAUGGAUUCCCUGCGCAGAGCAUGUACGGGAUGCUUGCGGCGACACAUAGCAAACCCGACUUUAAACCGCAGUUCAUCGAGCAAGAGAGUGCGAGUGAGAGUGAGGGAGAGGACGGGGAUGAUCGGCGCAAGAGUGUGGAUCAGAGGCGCUUCUCAAAAGAGGCAUCGAGAGAGUCGGACAAGAGCAGAAAGUCGAGUGAUGAGGCACGACAGUCACCGAAGCCGGAGGACAGCAGUAAGAGACACAGAUCACGACUAUCGGUCAACAAGAUUGCAAGAUCGUUGCUGGGCAGGAAUGAACUCGGAUCAAUUCGAGCGAGGUCAGAUUCGUCGGCACAGGACCCCAUGACACAGAGCCAAAUACUGCCGCCAAAGCAGAAGGAAGCGACAUCAAAAGACCGGCCAGCAUCUGUCCGCUCAGAUGUGCCGAUUCUCGACCGGAAACUGCAAGCCAUGGCCAAAGCGGAGCUGGAGUCUUCCACCACAACCCUUGGAGGCAGAAAGAGCAGAGAAGGCAGAACUUCAGAAGACGUAGGUCGGAAGAGACCACUACCACAUGUCAUUGCCGAGAUCUUUCAAUUCGACGAGCCGGAAGAGGUGUUGUCAGAAUAUUCAUGCUGGUAUCUACAGAAUGUGUUGCUGCAAGGCUUCAUGUACAUCACACAGAAGCACGUUUGCUUCUAUGCCUACCUGCAAAAGAAGACGGCAACGACAGUCAAGACGGGCCAUUUGGGCAAGCUCGGCAAGCACAGUUAUCGGCAUCGGCGGUACUGGUUCGUGCUCAAAGGCGACACCUUUUCAUACUACAGGAGCUCUGCCGAGCCGUACUUUCCUCUCGGCGUGGUGGAUUUGCGAUACGCCAUAUCUGCAGAAUUGGCGUCGGUGAAGGACAAGGAGGAAACCGCUGCCGACUUCACCGUCACCACUUCAACGAGAGUGUAUCAGUACCGUGCAGAUACUCUAUCCUCUGCCAAGGAAUGGGUCAAGCAACUUCAGAAGGUCAUCUUUCGCAGUCAUAACGAUGGAGACUCUGUCAAGAUCUCCCUUCCCAUCGAGAGCAUUCUUGACGUGGAGAGGACCGAAGUCGUUGACUUUGCCGAGACAAUCAAGCUGCGAGUGGUGGAUAGCGAGGAGACUUUCGCUAUCGACGAAUACUUCUUCACUUUCUUCCAGGCAGGAGAAGAAGUUCUCAACAUGCUCAAUGUCCUCACGGCUGAGAGCAGCGCCAAGAAGGUGCUUGUGGAAGAGCCCAUGAGCCCGCUGUCUAGAGUUCAAUCUCCGCCUCAGCGACCAGCGUUCAGGAGAAGCAUGUCAGCAGAGCAGUCGCCUCGUCUUGACCCGGUGAGGGCGACUUUGUCACCUCUAUCUGCAACCGAUCGCGCAAGUCCUCGACCAAGUGGCGAACAUCGCAGAUCCAGCGCCGAUUGGUCGCGCCGUGCCAGUGGUGAAUUCGGGAGAGCCAGUUUUGACAGAGGACGGAGAAGCGCAAGCGGUCAGAGCCGGACUGCGUCGAAGUCGCCCAUGUCGCCAUCGAUACAGGAGUCGAGCGAGAGCUUUGUGACUUCAUCAGAGCAGCCAGACUCGUCGGUUGAUGGUGAAAUGGUGGAGGCAAACAUGUCUGCGAGUCAAAUGCUAUCUGAUGACCAUGUGUUUCGAGCACCCACGCUUCGGAUGCCUCAGCCUCGACGCAACGUCUCUGGCAAUACAAUCGAGCGGUUGCGCCAGGAAUCACAGUCGUCCUCGCGGAACUCAAGUGCUGAGCGAGGCGUUCCGCUGCGUGUACAGCCUCCUUCACGCACGGCUACAGAGGACAAGUUCAAUGGUGGACGGCCUGCAGCCCGACGAACAGACAGUGGCGACUCCGUACGCACUGCUGAAGCCAAUGAGCUAUCUCGACCAGAGGAAAGUGCUCCCAGAUUGAUUCGUGGCAUCUCCACGCCUUUGCAGCACGCUAUGAGCGUGGCAGGUGCAGUUCGCGCCGGAAGCAAGCGCGUGGGCUCGUACUUGAGCAGUAGUCCAAAGACAUAUAUCAGUAAUUGGACAGAAGCCAUGGCAGGUGGAAAGCGACACUACACUGACGUCGAAGGCCUUGCUCCAGAUGACAGCAUUCGAGAACCGGAACAGGAGCUCGACGUCGCUGAGCAUGAACGCCGCUUCCGGGAGCACUUUGGCUUGCCACCCACCGAGAAGCUCGUCUCUGUGUUCUAUUGCUGGCUACACAAGACUGUGCCUCUGUGGGGCAAGAUCUAUAUGGGAACGCGUCGACUAUGCUUUCGCAGUCUCUACUAUGGGACAAAGACGAAGCUCAUCAUCCCGUACAAGGAUAUUCUGAAUGUGCAGAAGCAGAGGGGUUUUCGAUGGGGCUAUCCAGGCAUGGUGCUGGUGAUUCGUGGUUAUGAGGAGCUCUUCUUCGACUUCCAGGACACCGGCCUCCGUGACGACUGCGUGGUUAGCACCCUUCGCACAGUCGAAGCGGUGGAAGCUGCCACUGAAUCGAUGAUACUAACAGAAGAGGAACAACAGGAUGCCAAUGAUGCCGCCGCCGAAAAUGCCUUGCUACGCGCCGCUCGCACUGAUGACACUGCUGACUAUGACAUAGAACUGCCCGAGGAAGUUGAUGCUCCACCAAUCCUGUUUGACGACCCUUCGUCUUCAGUACUGGAGUUCAAGCCUAAGCAGUCUUUGAACAUCGUCUGCCUGACCAUUGGAUCGAGAGGAGACGUGCAGCCAUAUAUUGCGCUGUGCAAAGGCUUUCUGGAUGAAGGACACAAGCCGACAAUCGCGACACAUUCCGAAUUCCGACCUUGGGUCGAGAAACACGGCAUUGCCUUUAAAGACGUGGAUGGAGAUCCAGCUGAGCUGAUGAGGAUUUGUGUUGAGAACGGAAUGUUUACGCCUUCUUUCUUCCUCGAAGCUAGUAGCAAGUUCCGAGGCUGGCUAGACUCGCUGCUCAUUUCGUCUUGGAAAGCUUGCCAAGGAGCCGAUAUCCUCAUCGAGAGUCCUUCGGCGAUGAGUGGCAUUCACAUCGCAGAGGCGCUGGAGAUUCCAUACUUUCGUGCCUUCACCAUGCCUUGGACCCGGACUAGAGCAUAUCCGCAUGCUUUUGCUGUGCCGAGACAGAAGCGUGGCGGUAGCUACAACUACAUGACCUACACGUUCUUCGACAACAUGUUCUGGCAAGCUAUCGCGGGUCAGAUCAACCGGUGGCGUGGAAAGACUCUGAAGCUAGGUCCUACCAGCUUGGACAGGCUGCAGACGAACAAGGUGCCCUUCCUAUACAACUUCUCGCCAAGCGUCGUACCACAACCACUCGACUUCAGCGAUUGGAUCAAGGUCACGGGAUACUGGUUUCUCGACGAGGGUGACGACUAUACUCCUCCAGACGACCUUGCCGCCUUUAUCAAGAAGGCACGAGACGAUGACCAGAAGCUCGUCUACAUCGGCUUCGGUUCAGUCACAGUAUCCGAUUCUCGCCAACUAAUGCAGCAGAUCAUGGAAGCAGUCGUCAAAGCAGAUGUCCGGUGUAUCCUGUCGAAGGGCUGGUCCGAUAGAUUCGAUAAAGCCGACGCCAGCCGUCCACCGUUGGAACUUCCGUCUUGCAUUCAUCAGAUUCGAGCUGCGCCCCACGACUGGCUCUUCAAGCAGGUCGACGCUGUCGUCCAUCAUGGCGGUGCAGGCACGACCGGUGCUUCUCUCCGUGUGGGUGUUCCGACCAUCAUCAAGCCUUUCUUUGGCGAUCAAUUCUUCUUCGCUACGCGCGUUGAAGACCUGGGCGUUGGGAUGCAUCUUAAGAAGGUGACGGCCAAUCAGCUCGGUAAAGCACUCUGGAUCGCUACACAUGAUGCGAGGAUGCGCACGAAAGCUAGACUGCUGGGUGAGGCUAUUCGCAGUGAGAAUGGAGUUCAGACUGCCAUCAACGCUGUCUAUCGCGAUCUGGAGUACGCCAAGAGUUUGAUCAAGAAGAAGACUGUUCCUGGUCCUGCAUCUCCUGGAGUCGAUGACGGACUCACGGAGAACGAGAGGGAUGGUGUCGAUGAGGACACGGAAGAGAACUGGACGUUUAUUGAGAAGGACGGAGAUUCUGCUGCUGCGGAGAACACUGCCUGGGGCACUCUGGCGAUGGGACUUACUGGUGGUAAUGCCGCCGGGCCUUCUUCGAGCAGACGUUCGAGCUCAAAUUUGUUGAGUCCGCAGAGGAGUCCGCAACAAAUUUCGCCGCAGCAUUCGAGGAAGACGAGUUUGGGGAGUAUGGUACUAAGAGGCGGUAGUGGUAGCGGCGCCGGUCGCUCGUAGUAUGAGCGGCUCGGACUUCCUGCUAUUGGUGCUGCUGCUGCCGCUGCUGCAUCUAAGGCUGGGGCAUUUGAUGGAGGGGAGGAAGAUGAGGAGGACGGGGAUACGCUGGAAGAUUGUGUUAUUGUUGAAGAUUGAGAGGGCUGUGAUUAUUGGCUUGAUGGGGAGGCACGAAUGGUUUAAUGAGCGAUGGUUAUAGCGACAUUGCAUUCAUUGCAUUGCGUCGCGUUGGGUUUUCCUCUCUUGCAUGAGUGAGAGCACGCAAACGGCGAGGUUCUUUCUUGAGCUGGUUUUCUUCCGCUUAGCGUGGCGUUUACAGGAGCUUCGCUGCUGGC
Molecule: messenger RNA, 5204 nt
Organism: Cercospora beticola
Lineage: Eukaryota; Fungi; Ascomycota; Dothideomycetes; Mycosphaerellales; Mycosphaerellaceae
Gene: ATG26
Product: sterol 3-beta-glucosyltransferase
Biological process (GO): carbohydrate metabolic process; sterol metabolic process
Molecular function (GO): hexosyltransferase activity; UDP-glycosyltransferase activity
Source: RefSeq, a predicted model, not a curated record